AUGCGGCGUUGGGCAGUGCUGCUUGCUGCCCUGCUGCUGGCGACCCUGCUGUUGUCGGCCCGGAGCAGUGAAGCUCCGAAGCAGGCCGGCGGCUCAACCGAUCAAGGCACGCACCAGGAGCACGAGGCGGAGCCGGCAGACGUGCAAGAGCAGCACCAGCACGAGGCGGCGGCGGCCAGCGAGCAGCCGCAGGCACCGGCGGCAGCACUGCAAGGCCCCCAGGACGACAGCGUCCGCUGCCGGCUAUCAGGCAUCUGCGAGGGCCAGCACGUGGCCUGCAGUGGCGGGGCCGAUGGCGCCAAUGGCAACGAGGGGGUGGGUCCUCCCGACCCGCUGGCCUGCCUCACCUCUGCCGCCGACCGUGCCGCUGCGGUGCAGCAGGCCGCCAGGCAUGCCUGGGACGGCUACAGGGCGUGCGCGUGGGGCGAGGAUGAGCUGCAGCCGCUGAGCUGCACGGGGGUGCACUGGCUCAACCUCUCCCUCACCAUGGUCGACUCCCUGGACACGCUGCACCUGCUGGGCAUGCGGCAGGAGUUUGAGGAGGCGGCAGGGUGGGUGGUUGACCAGCUGGACGUGGGGGCCCCUGCCGCGGUCAACCUGUUUGAGACCACCAUCCGCAUUCUGGGCGGCCUGCUGUCGGCGCAGGCGCUCAGCGCCGCCUCCCACCCGGCUCUUUCCCGCCGCCUGGCUGAGAAGGCGGCUGAGCUGGGCGCUCGCCUGCUGCCCGCCUUCAGCUCGCCCUCAGGUGGGCCGGGGAUCACGGGCCACGCCGCCUUCGAGCGGGCGCCGCUGGCUGUGCACGAGCAGCUGAAGGGGCACGUGGCUGUCGGCGGCGGCCUGCUGGGCCAGUACUUCAACCCCAUGACGGGGAAGGCCACCCACAAGCACGGGGCCACCAUUACGCUGGGCGCCCGGUCCGACUCCUAUUACGAGUAUCUCCUGAAGCAGUGGCUGCUGACUGGGAAGAGCGAGGACUGGCUGCGGAACCGAUACAUCCAGGCCAUGCAGAGCGUGCGCAGCAGGCUGCUCAAGCGCACGGCGGCGGCUGGGCGGCCCGGGCUGUGGUACCUGGCUGAGCAGGCAAAGGGCGGGGGGCUGAGCGGCAAGAUGGACCACCUUGUGUGCUUCCUGCCGGGGCUUCUGGCCCUGGGCGAUUACCACGGCCUCAGCACGCAGCAGGGUGGCUUGCCUGGAGGCAGCCAGGACGAUGCCAGCAGUGGCGGCAGCGAGGGAGCAGCCGGCGCCGAGCCAGGCGCGGCGCAGCAGCGGCAGCGGCGGCAGGCGCAGGGCGGCGGCGGUACCAACAUGCCUGACCUGCAGCUGGCUGCUGAGCUGGCGCUGACGUGUUACGAGCUGUACCGCCGUACGCCAGCGGGCCUGGCCCCAGAGAUUGCGCACUUUGCAAACAACUCUGACCUGCAAGACUUUCCAAACCGCCACGUGCAUGAUGUGGGCCACGGCGACUUCUCCAUCAAGCCCAAGGACGCGCACAACCUGCUGCGCCCCGAGUCCAUCGAGUCUUUCUACCUGCUGUGGAAAGUCACGGGGGACCCUCAGUACCAGCAGUGGGCCUGGCAGGUGUUCCGGGCCCUGCAAAAGUGGGCCAAGGUGCGGCCAGAGGACCGCGAGCGGCAGUGCGCCACCUGCAAGGCGGCGGCCGCCCAUGAAGCCCUCCAGGCGCGAAGGGCGGCAGCCGAGGCAGCGGCGACCAGGCACGUGGCCCGGGCGGCGGCGGCGGCAGCCGCGGCGGCAGCGGCAGCAACCCACAGUGAGCAGCCUGCUGGUGGCGAGUCAACGCCUGCUAGUGAGGUGGGGCAGCAGCCGGAACAGCAGGCGGAGCUGGACAGCAGGCAGCAGGCAGACUCACCUCCUGGGGUGGGGCAGCAGCAGGAGCAGGCGGAGCAGGACGUGCGGCAGCCGCGCGAGGCGCCAUGCAGCGCUUGCAGCGCCGCGGGCGGCUACAGCAGCCUGGAGUCGGUGCUGAGUGUACCGCCUCCGCGGCGGGACAAGAUGGAGUCUUUCUUCCUGGCGGAAACAGUCAAGUACCUGUACCUCAUAUUUGCCGAGCCGCCAGACCGAUGCCUGCACCCCACCUGCCCGGCUGAACACGGCAAUGGCGGCGGUACUGGCAGCAGCGAAAGCGAAGACGACGGCGCCAGCCGGCAGCGGCAGCCACCGCUGCUGCCGCUGGGAAGCUUUGUGUUCACCACGGAAGCGCACCCGCUGCCCCUGGUGGGCCCUCUGGCGGCAUCGCUGGUGCUGCCGCAGUGGGAGCCAGAGCGCCGGCUGCUGUACCCCUUUGGGGAGCCCCAGGCACAGGCGGAGGGAGUCGCUGGCGAUGUCAGCAGCGGCAGCAGCAGCAACAGAACUUCUGACGCCGAGGGUGCAGCGCAGCAGCAGGCCAAUUCAGAGCAGCCGCAACAACAGGAAGAGCAUCAGGCACAGCAGCAGCCAGUGGAGCAGCAGUCUGGUGCAGGCGGCGGAGAAGAGGGUGGCGGCACUGCAGAAAAAGCAGCAGCGGCGGCGGCAGCGGCCACCAGCGCUGGUGAGGAUGCUGCUGAGUUGUAA
Molecule: messenger RNA, 2568 nt
Organism: Chlorella variabilis
Lineage: Eukaryota; Viridiplantae; Chlorophyta; Trebouxiophyceae; Chlorellales; Chlorellaceae
Exons: 11
Coding region: 1-2568 (855 amino acids)
Biological process (GO): carbohydrate metabolic process; N-glycan processing
Cellular component (GO): membrane; endoplasmic reticulum
Molecular function (GO): calcium ion binding; mannosyl-oligosaccharide 1,2-alpha-mannosidase activity
Source: RefSeq, a predicted model, not a curated record